UGUGACUCAACCCCAACCGCAAUUUCAGAUAUAAGGCAAUGGUCGAGGCGCGGAGUGUGAGUGUGUGACCGUGCUCAGGUUUUGUCUUGUGUCCUCCCCGAGUCCUUCGCUACGACAACGACCACCACUACCACCACCACCACCAUGCUGAGCAGCAUCAUCCUGAUGGUGCUGGUGGCGAGCACCGCAGCUGUGUCUCCUCCAGGGCCAACGUGUCGCCUGCGCCUGCGACAACCCAUGCCGCAACCGAUUUACAGGCCGCCGUAUCCUCCCUCUAAUUAUUACCCCUCGACCGGGGGCAUGUGGGUCUGCUACACGUCGUACGGAUACAGUGGCUCUGUCCCUUACCAAUAUGGCUAUCGUCCAGGCUAUUGGCCUUAUGGCGCCGCAGCCGCCGCACCCGUCGCAGCCGCCGCACCCGUCGCAGCCGCCGCACCUGUUGCAGCCGCAGCACCCGUCGCAGCAGCUGUACCUUACCCAAUUGCCGCACGAGUGGUAACCGCACCCGUCCCAGUCCCCGCACCCGUCGCACCAUACCCAUACUAUGGUGCUGUCGCUCAAACUCGGCCUGCUGCUCUCCCAUAUCCCUUCCCUGGAAGUCUUCCUGUCACGGUGAGGAGAGCGAGGAAGACGAGAAAUGCGGCGACCGACGAGGUUCAGCAACAACCCUCGUCUUCCAUCGCCAAGUAUUUACCGCAAGCAGAACACCUACCUUCCAUCACCAACUCCACACCACAAGCAGAUCACCCCUUGCCCUCCAUCAACGAUUUAAUACUAAAGGCAGAACAACCUUUGCCUUCCAUCGUCGAGGCCAUACCCCAGGCAGAACUACCCUUGCCUUCGUCCCCCGCCAGUGAACAGCCCUUGCUCGCAGCCAUCCAGUCGCCAAACACCGUCGCUGGGAAGCUUGCCGUGAGCGUGGUCUUCUCCACCAGCAACAGCUUCAUGCACAACUUUUUCACACACCAGCUGUACCCGGCUGUGCACGCCCUCGGCAUCCACCUCACCCUCGACCUGCUGCCUCACCCGGUACGUGGCACGCACCAAGGCCAGAAAAUUGAUGGAGGUUGCCAGCCCGGCUCCAGCAAAUGUCUUGGAAGCUCCCUGAUGGUCUGUGCUGCCGAGGCGCUGCCCCUCCCAACCGCACAACUUGCCUUCUCGGCGUGUUUCAUGAAGGGCACCCUCGGCCUGCAGGAUCAAAGCUAUCCCGCUGUUAUGAAUGCAGCCAAGACGUGCAUGGGUCCCUUCAGCGUCCUUAACUGGAUGCAGAUGGCAGGCUGCGUGUCGUCAGGACGAGGCGAGCAGCUAUUCGAUGCUGCUACCAAACGUCUCAACCUUCUCGUCCCUGGCCCACAAAACGUCCCCAUUGUGGCUUUCAAUCAGGAAGUGGUGAUAGCUGAUGCGAGCGCCCUGAAUCUCUUCCCAGCAUUGUUGUGUCAGCAGCUGAGCCAAGUCCCCGAGGCUAGUGCGUUCUGCUCCUACAACACUCUUUACUGAAAACUCCUCCCUGGGAGCACAUUCUCAAACGUCUCGGAGUCUGAUCUCGACUACUUUUAACAGGUUGUAGUGAAAGUAAGGUUUUCAAGGGUGUUGUGACGCAAGUGAUAGUCUCAAGAGGACUGGGCAUCACCAAUGUAUAAUUCACCUGAGAACGAAGACUUAUUUCCUCCAUGGCCUUUGAAAAGUUAUGAGGACUCGAAGCGCUUCAAAAUGAGCUCUGAAUUUUCAUCAUUUCUGGUAUUUGUUGAUUUUUGUAAAUACUAUACACCAAUAAUUGUUGAGGUGCCCCUCUACAAAACUUAGAUUUUUGCCUUCUUGUUCAUCAAAUAGCUCUCCAGACCUAGUCAAGUGGGAUUUUAAUACUCCAGACACACAAGGUUACAUUUAGCUCCUAUACAAACCUGGAAGACGCACUGGUUUGAAGGCGCUUCUCAUGCUAUUCAUCAAAUCCUGGAAGCCUUGCUUUAAGCUUGCUGCUGCAGCCUUUCCUGUCCAGAGAAGCCUUGAGUGUGUGUGCGAGUGUCAAGAAGCUCUCAUAAUAGAAAACAUCACCAAUCAUUACAGGUAAAUAAAAUGGCCAAUGAUGCUGCAACAAUUAUCAAUCAGCUUUACAAUAAUAUCUAAAAAGAGGAAGAAAAAACAAUGGCGACAAGGUGGUGAGUGGCAGCCGCCCAUCGUACACUCCAAGUCACGUCAGCGGGACAGAGUUCACUCCAAUUCUUUUGAUACAGCACUAGGUGUACAACAGCCAAGGUCUUCACUGUGCUGUAACCUUUUUGACAGCAAUAAAAAAUCUAAACAAU
Messenger RNA from Scylla paramamosain (green mud crab), 2303 nucleotides. RefSeq lists its product as uncharacterized. Gene Ontology annotation, molecular function: oxidoreductase activity, acting on a sulfur group of donors, disulfide as acceptor. NCBI's taxonomy places the organism in Eukaryota, Metazoa, Arthropoda, Malacostraca, Decapoda, Portunidae. The transcript has 7 exons. Bases 145 to 1497 code for a protein of 450 amino acids. The record is from RefSeq and is a predicted model, not a curated record.